This is a messenger RNA of Microcebus murinus (gray mouse lemur), 5334 nucleotides long. It is a transcript of the gene PHC3, whose product is annotated as polyhomeotic homolog 3. Gene Ontology annotation, biological process: negative regulation of DNA-templated transcription. The record is from RefSeq and is a predicted model, not a curated record. Gene Ontology annotation, molecular function: histone binding; chromatin binding; zinc ion binding. Gene Ontology annotation, cellular component: PRC1 complex; nucleus. NCBI's taxonomy places the organism in Eukaryota, Metazoa, Chordata, Mammalia, Primates, Cheirogaleidae.
CGGAGGCCGGGUAGGGCUGGGCGGGCACUGUCAGGCCUCCUUCGCCCUCCCCUCCUUCCUGUCCAGGCGCCACCCAACUCCUCAGCGGGAGAACCGGAGACGUGGGGCCUCCCACUGCCCUCCCGCGGGAGGGCUGGAGGAGGUGCCCCAGCGCGGGCCUUACAGCGGCGGGGGCUGCUACGGGUCUGGUGAGGCCGAAGACACGCAGGAAGGAAGGUCUUUCCUUCGGGUCUCUCGCUAGAGUGUUGAUGCAUCCCAAGAGGGCCACAUUCUUGGGUGUCGGUGUGAUGAUUUAAGGACCACGGUACAGCUAUGGAUAACGAACCAAACCCUGGAACAUCUUCUGUGUCAACAACAACCAGUAGCACCACCACCACCACCAUUACCACUUCCUCCUCUCGAAUGCAGCAACCACAGAUCUCUGUCUACAGUGGUUCAGACCGACAUGCUGUACAGGUAAUUCAACAGGCAUUGCAUCGGCCCCCCAGCUCAACUGCUCAGUACCUUCAGCAAAUGUAUGCCGCUCAACAGCAGCACUUAAUGUUACAUACUGCAGCUCUUCAGCAGCAGCAUUUAAGCAGCUCCCAGCUUCAGAGCCUUGCUGCUGUGCAGGCAAGUUUGUCGAGUGGAAGACCAUCUACAUCCCCCACAGGAAGUGUCACACAACAGUCAAGUAUGUCCCAGACAUCUAUCAACCUCUCCACCUCUCCUACACCUGCACAGUUAAUAAGCCGUUCCCAAGCUUCCAGUUCUACCAGCGGCAGUAUUACCCAACAGACUAUGUUACUAGGGAGUACCUCCCCUACCCUAACGGCAAGCCAAGCUCAAAUGUAUCUCCGAGCUCAAAUGCUGAUUUUCACACCCGCUACCACUGUGGCUGCUGUACAGUCUGACAUUCCUGUUGUCUCGUCGUCAUCGUCAUCUUCCUGUCAGUCUGCAGCUACUCAGGUUCAGAAUUUAACAUUACGCAGCCAGAAGUUGGGUAUAUUAUCUAGCUCACAGAAUGGUCCACCAAAAAGCACUAGUCAAACUCAGUCGUUGACAAUUUGUCAUAACAAAACAACAGUGACCAGUUCUAAAAUCAGCCAACGAGAUCCUUCUCCAGAAAGUAAUAAGAAAGGAGAAAGUCCAAGUCUGGAAUCACGAAGCACAGCUGUCACCCGGACAUCAAGUAUUCACCAGUUAAUAGCACCAGCUUCAUAUUCUCCAAUUCAGCCUCAUUCUCUAAUAAAACAUCAGCAGAUUCCUCUUCAUUCACCACCUUCCAAAGUUUCCCAUCAUCAACUGAUUUUACAACAGCAGCAACAGCAAAUUCAGCCAAUCACACUUCAGAAUUCAACUCAAGAUCCACCCCCAUCCCAGCACUGUAUACCACUCCAAAACCAUGGCCUUCCUCCAGCUCCCAGUAAUGCUCAGUCGCAGCAUUGUUCACCAAUUCAGAGUCAUCCCCCUCCUUUAACAGUGUCCCCUAAUCAGUCACAGUCUGCACAGCAGUCUGUAGUGGUGUCUCCACCACCACCUCAUUCACCAAGUCAGUCUCCUACUAUAAUUAUUCAUCCACAAGCACUUAUUCAACCACACUCUCUUGUGUCAUCAGCUCUCCAGCCAGGGCCAAAUUUGCAGCCAUCCACUGCUAAUCAGGUGCAGCCUACAGCACAGCUGAAUCUUCCUUCCCAUCUUCCACUUCCAGCUUCCCCUGUUGUACAUAUUGGCCCGGUUCAGCAGUCAGCCUUAGUGUCCCCAAGUCAGCAGAUUGUGUCUCCAACAUCACACCAGCAAUAUUCAACCCUGCAAUCCUCUCCAAUUCCGAUUGCAACCCCUCCACAGAUUUCGGCAUCUCCUCCAGCUCAGAUUCCACCACUGCCCUUGCAGUCUAUGCAAUCUUUACAAGUGCAGCCUGAAAUUCUAUCCCCGGGCCAGGUUUUGGUGCAGAAUGCUUUGGUGUCAGAAGAGGAGCUUCCAGCUGCAGAAGCUUUAGUCCAGUUGCCUUUUCAGACUCUUCCUCCUCCACAGACUGUUGCGGUAAACCUGCAAGUACAACCACCAGCACCUGUUGAUCCACCAGUGGGAAUGCAUUUGAACCAGUGUCAUCUGCACAAAGUUUUUUCUCUUAAGGUUUAUCAAGUAGAAGAUGUGUGUGAAGAAGAAAUGCCAGAAGAGUCAGAUGAAUGUGUCCGGAUGGAUAGAACCCCACCACCACCCACUUUAUCUCCAGCAGCUAUAACUGUGGGGAGAGAAGAUUUGACUUCUGAACAUCCUUUGUUAGAGCAAGUGGAAUUACCUGCUGUGGCAUCAGUCAGUGCUUCAGUAAUUAAAUCUCCAUCAGAUCCCUCACAUGUUUCUAUUCCUCCACCUCCACUCUUAAUCCCAGCUGCUACCACAAGGAGUAAUAGUAUGUCUAUGCAUGGUAGCACUCUCAACAUAGAAAACAAACCUCCACAGGCUAUUGUUAAACCACAGAUCUUGACGCAUGUUAUUGAGGGCUUUGUGAUUCAGGAGGGAUUGGAGCCAUUUCCUGUGAGUCGUUCAUCUUUGCUAAUAGAACAGCCUGUUAAAAAAAGGCCUCUUUUGGAUAAUCAGGUGAUAAAUUCAGUGUGUGUUCAGCCAGAGCUACAGAAUAAUACAAAGCAUGCUGAUAACUCAUCUGACACAGAGAUGGAAGAUAUGAUUGCUGAAGAGACAUUAGAAGAAAUGGACAGUGAGUUGCUCAAGUGUGAAUUCUGUGGGAAAAUGGGAUAUGCUAAUGAAUUUUUGCGGUCAAAACGAUUCUGCACUAUGUCAUGUGCCAAAAGGUACAAUGUUAGCUGUUCUAAAAAAUUUGCACUUAGUCGUUGGAAUCGUAAGCCUGAUAAUCAAAGUCUUGGUCAUCGUGGCCGCCGUCCAAGUGGCCCUGAUGGGGCAGCAAGAGAACAUAUCCUUAGGCAGCUUCCAAUUACUUAUCCAUCUGCAGAAGAAGACUUGGCUUCUCAUGAAGAUUCUGUGCCAUCUGCUAUGACAACUCGUCUGCGCAGGCAGAGUGAACGGGAAAGAGAACGUGAGCUUCGGGAUGUGAGAAUUCGGAAAAUGCCAGAGAACAAUGACUUGCUACCAGUUGCACAAACAGAGCCAUCUAUAUGGACAGUCGAUGAUGUUUGGGCCUUUAUCCAUUCUUUGCCUGGCUGCCAGGAUAUCGCAGAUGAGUUCAGAGCACAAGAGAUUGAUGGACAGGCCCUCCUCUUGUUAAAAGAAGACCAUCUCAUGAGUGCAAUGAAUAUCAAGUUAGGCCCCGCCCUAAAGAUCUGUGCACGCAUCAACUCUCUGAAGGAAUCGUAACAAAAACAUGAAGCUGUGAUGUAACAGCAAUUUUACUCCUCUCAAGCUGACUUGUAAGGUAAAGGCCUAAGUUGGCCUAGAAUAUUACACUUAUUAUGGUGGAUAGCCAAGCACAUUGGGAUCUCUGCAUCAAAUGCUGACAUUUCUUCUACAGAUAUAAUAAUUCAUCAUACAUUUCAUAAUUAACCAACGUCAAUGAAAUUAAUUUUCCAGGUUACAUGCAACAUUGAAAGACUUGCUAUAGAGGGCCAUGAUAUUUUUCAAAGAAAUGUGUUAUACUAGAUAAUUUUUUUAAGGGUGAUGUUUAUCAUUAAUAUAAAGAAUCCUUUUAAAUGUAAUUUAAUGAUUUACAUUUCUUCUCUUUGAUUUGGUGUUCUUAUACAUUUUUCUACCCUACUAGUUUUUUAAAGGUUGUUAUAAGAGAUAUGUUAUGGAAUAAUUUAGGAGUCCAGUGACAGAAUUGUAUGCAAUGAAAUCAAGUGUGCAUUUAAAAAAAAACAUAUCUUACAGACAAAUGCUUUGUCCAUAAAAAAGAGAUUGUGUUUUACCACAAACAAUACUGAUCUGGAAGUCAGAAGAGUUGGUUUCUGUUCCCAACUUGACCAAGAGUUUGGGUUAACUGAGAAAGUUAAUUUUCCUCUUAGUUUUUGUACAUUUAGAGCAGUGGUUCUCAAUGGAGGUCAGUUCUGCUCCCCAGGGCACAUCUGGCAAUGUCUAUAAACAUUUUGGGUGUCCCAGCUCGGGGUUCAGUUCAGGGGAGGGUUGUUACUGGUGUCCAGUAGAUGGAGGCCAGAGAUGUUGCUAAAUAUCCUACAGUACACAGGAUAGCCCUCCACAACAAAGAAUUUUCUGAUCCAAAAUGUCAGUAGUGCCAAGGUUGAGAAACCUUAAUGUAGAAGAAGUGAUAAAUGCUGUUCUUUUUCACCCAAAGGGAUAUAGUUAAAAGGUGAGGCAUAAUAAGGAAUAAAUAGACAAUUGAAGUACUAUUCAGAGAGCAUUAAUAUUCUGAAUUUUUUCCAGUUUUACAUAUACUAGAAAAAGGGGAAAAACCCCAUAAAAUUGGCCCAUCAAAUAAGGACUAACACUUAUUUGCCUAACAAAUAAAUUGACUCUCAGAACAUACUGAUUCAUAUUAAUUAUCUUUCAUAUGUCUGUGCUCCUCUGCACUGAUGAAGGCAUAAUAUGAUUAUACCUAUGAACCAGUGCACAACCUUUUUUGGUACAGAAAUAGUUUGUAGCGGUAUGUGGUUGCUCUUUGGAUUUGUUUUCUAAUGUUGAACAUGCUGGGUCUAGCUAGAAUGCACAUUCUGUUUUCCUUUAAUAAACCCUUGCAUGCUUCCUCAAAGUACUUACCAAGUGAUUUCUCUUAGAUGGUCAGAUCUAAUUUUUUAUGUACAUGUUUUAGAGAAAAAAAUUUUAUUAGAGCAAAACCUUUCACUGAACAGUGUUUCAUAGAAUUAUGACACUAAAAUAAAAUUGUGGGAGCCCUGAGAGCAUUAUAGUCCUGGACAUCAAAAAUUUUAUUUGAAAAGAUUAUGAAGGUUUUGUUUUAAUCUUUUCUUAUAUCUUUACCAUAUUAUUGAGAUAUUUUAAUAAUUAAAGGAACAUACAUGGAUAUUUGGCAGAAGUUCAUUUAAGUGGGGAAAAAAGAGUCCAUGAGUUUCAGUCAUUUUCACUGCUCUUUUCAAAAAGAUUAUGUUGAGCUAGUAGAAGACUAAAGAUGUCCCUGAAGACAUCACAGAUAUUAUAUUUAUCUUUUGGCUUUGUGUACAUUAGAGAAUGUUGAUUAUUUUUAUACAAAAAUACAGCGGGUAAUUUUUUUAAUCUUUAGAUGCCUCUUGUUUGAAUGUAUGCUUUGUGGGAUUCUUUGUGUAGUAAUGUUUCAAAAAAAGAUGUUUACUGAUAGUUAUGUGUAGGAUUAGAGUAUGUAAUAUAAGGCUCAUGUUCCAGACCUACAAUAGCUUGUAGUCUAUGUUACAUAUCACAUUUUUAAUUAUUGGAUUAAAGUUCCAAGGAAAGCUA